Molecule: messenger RNA, 1402 nt
Organism: Pundamilia nyererei
Lineage: Eukaryota; Metazoa; Chordata; Actinopteri; Cichliformes; Cichlidae
Product: protein starmaker-like
Exons: 2
Coding region: 141-737 (198 amino acids)
Source: RefSeq, a predicted model, not a curated record
UCUCUCACGGCACAACUCUGUGCCACGGCACAGUGGUUGGGAAACACUGCUCUAGAUUAGCAACUUAACUAAGACGUAACUCAUUACACCAGGGAAGUUUUUCAUCAAACUGAUCGAAUGCUGUCCUUCUAGUGUCUUUGAUGCUGCUGUUGUCCUCGGUAGCUGUUGGAAUCCUGCUGCUGCUCCUGCUGCUGCUGUUAGUGGUUCUCAUCAGGAGAAGACAACGACGAGCCAAGGAGCCUCUAGCUUUCAUCCACAGUCAAAUUGUUGACCAAGUCGGGAAUGCUUACCAGUGGGGAGACAGUGAGGGUGAUGAAGACGAUGCGCAGGACUAUGUGAAUGUUGAUCUAAUGGACACUAAUGUAAAAAUGAAAGGGGGAGCUGCAGGAGUGGAUGAAGAGGGAAGCAAUGACUAUGAGGAGCCAGUGUGUAAUGAUGAUCAUGAUUACAAGAAAGCAGGCCCCAAUUGCAUGAAGGCCUAUGUGAGUGUAAGUGAUCACAGAGAAGAUGAAGAUGAUGUAACUAGUGAUGAAGAAGACAACUAUGAGAAUGUAUCCCCACCCUCGCUGUAUGUAUCACCACCACCACCACCAGGUGUAGAUAAUGAUGAUGAAGAAGAAACUAGUGAUGAAGAGGACAACUAUGAGAAUGUAUCCCCACCCUCGCUUGGUGUACAUAAUGAUGAAGAAGAAGAAAGUAGUGAUGAUGAAGAGGACAACUAUGAGAAUGUAUCUUGACUAUCAGCAGUUCAUCAUCAUUGAUAAUAACUUGACCUAAAAUACAACUGCAACCAAAAAAUCUUUUGGCCAAUAGGUUUAAUUAGUUAGCUUGGUUUCCCGUAAUUGUAACAUACUACAUAAUAUAAAAAUAUAUAGAUGCCUUUUAUAUAGAUAUAAAAGGUAGACUUGCCUUCUGGGUCUGAAAGGUGAUGCCAUUGUGGAAGCCACUUAGACAUGAAUUUUGUUUCUAAUGGCCAACAGGAGGAGACUGCUUUUGUUGCAAAGGUGCGAUCUUGUAUGGAGGUCUGUGGCUUCCUUGCUGUUUGACCUCAUGACCUUAAAACCUUUCUGAUGUGUUUAUGGCCUCAAUUGCUAGGUUCAAGUUUAAAAUACUGAACACACAUGACUUUGUAAAUAAUCAUGUACAUUAGAGUCAAAACAAGGGUAAAGCAGGGUAAUCUUUAUCAUGAGAUUCACAAGUUGCUUGCUUCUGAUUGGGCUCAGUUUCUCAGUCAGAUCUGCAACAUGUUCAUGGUGCCCAGUUUUAAAACACCCAGACCAAAAUGGCAAAAUAGCUCAGCUUGAGGCUUCGCAGUAGGUGAUGUCGGCCAUGGGUGGGUUUAUGCAUACUUUAUAAACAGUGUUGGGAAGGUUAUUUUUAAAAUGUAUUCCAUUACAGAAUA